ACGGCGUGUUUGUGCGUGUGUGGGGUGCAGAGAGAAAGAGGCAAAGGGGCGUGGAGGCCGAGAGAAGUGCAGGAAUUAGUUUACACCUCUCUCCAGUUCCCAGUUGCAACAAGUGGCAGCAGCAGCAGCAUCCGAGAGUCUGCAGAACUUUCCCGUGUGCCUCUAAGACACGCAGUCACUGCAGGACCCACGACCACCCGUGAGCCAUGGAAGAAGAAGCGCCCCACGCCGAGCCCAGCAGCAGCGCCUCUGGCAGCACCCACACCAUCCCGCAGCCCGAGAGCAGCCCCCAGCCCGAGAGCAGCCAGCAGUCCGAGAACCCGGAGCUCCUCAUCCCGAGCUUCUGCCCGGCGUCCUCCCCGCCCGCCUCGUCCUCCCCGACUCCGACCCCGACCGGUACCCUCUCCAGGUUCGGCUUUAAAAUGCCAACCAGCCCGGGCGCGGUCGCCCCUGGGAGCCCGGUGGACCGCGGACAGGUGAGCGCCAUAACGGUGGUGGCGCUGCUGGACAAGCUGGUAAACAUGAUGGAGGCGGUGCAGGACAACCAGCAGCGGAUGGAGCAGCGGCAGGCCGACCUGGAGAACGCGGUGCAGAGCGUGCAGGGCGACGUGACCCGCUUGACCAAGAACCACCUCACCACCGCCUUAAACGUUGACAAGCUGCUGGAGCGCUCUCGCAAAACCAGCGGGCACUUGAAGGAAGUGAGGGUGCGCCUGGACAAGCAGGCGGUGCAGGUGAAGAAGCUGGAGAACAACCACAGCCACCUGCUGAAGAGGAACCACUUCAAAGUGCUCAUCUUCCAGGAAGACAAUGAGAUCCCUACCACCGUGUCAGUCAAGGACUCCCUCAAGACCCCACAACCAAGCCAGUAUGAUGCAGAAUCCACCCGGCCUGCUCCAUCUGUUACAGGCUCCACUGAUGGCAUCCAUACCCAAGAUGAGGUCCUCCAGAGCGUUAACCUGUCCUCCGACGAUGAGCUUCCAACACAGGAGGAACAAGAUAGUCUGGAUUGUGAAGGUUUAGGGGCCACUUCCGUAUUGUAUGAGAGAAGGGCUGACAGGUUCAAACGGUCCAGCCUGAAAAAGGUCGACAGCCUCAAGAAGGCCUUCUCACGCCAGAGCAUCGAAAAAAAGAUGAGCCAGAUCACCACCAAGAUCGUGCCACCAGAGAAACGUGAGAAGAUCAAGAAGAGCCUCACCCCUAACCACCCCAAGAGCCCAACUGCCAAGAGCUCCUCUUUUAAGGUGUCUCCCAUGACCUUCAAUGUCAAGAAGGUCAGAGACGGGGAGUCUCCUUCACAAGAUGUGCCCAAGCCUGUAGGAGGAGCCCACGUAGAGAUUCCUCCUUUGGGAAGCAUGGAUGCAGAGCUCAACCGGGCAGAAGUGCAUACCCAUGAGGGGGUUGUGGAGGAGAUGCUAAGCCCUUCCAGCCCAGAAAGCUUGAAGGCAGAGUUCAAUGGAAAAGCAUCAAGUGAGAUUAAUGGUGAUCAUGUUGCUGGUCUGGCACUUCCAGAGCAAGAUGAUCUUGGUGUGGAUGAUGAAGAGGAUGAAGAAGAAGAAGAAAAAAAAGAGGAACAGAAAACUCCUGUUGAGACGGCAGCAGAUACCCAGAUUACCGCAGCGGCAGUUGCUGUGGAGCAAGUUUCUUAAUCUCAUUGAAUUUUGAUCAUAAGCUCUAGAUGCCCGUUUAUUCUUUUCUUUCUCCGAUUGCUGAGCACACAGCAGGCACAAAUUAUCCCUCCACCGCAAACUGUCUCAUGUUCUCGUCUUUAGCACCUAUUUACACUAGAAACGUCCUCUCGACCUCUCGAGGUAGUCCGCCCCCGAACCUUUCCCACAACACUACCUUUAAUUAUCACCAGAAAAGUCUAAAAACCCUGACGUGGUCAGCAACCCCGGACAGUACUUGUUGUGAAGAGUUCAGAUUGAAGCUUCUAGUGCAACUGCUCCAGGAACUCUGUAGUUAAGUUGUCCAAAUAAGGCAACGUUGCAGAAUUUACUCUCUUCAGCUGGUGCCUACCACUUCAAUAGGUGCACAUCUCCUGGGCACGGGACCAAAUAUCUCCCUCCUGCUGUGUUUGUCUGCUCCUGGCCCGCUCUUCCUCACUGACAGAUAGCUUCUUUUGUUCUUUGUGUUUUUGUGAAAAAUAGUAAAUCUUUGCCAACCGUGGUUCUGCCCACAGCCUGGUGAGGCAGUGUGUUGCCAGGUUGUGCAAUAGUUGGAAUGGGAAGUUUCAGCAUUUUUUAGUGAAAAGGUCUUGGGGUGGGUUUUUUUUUUUUUUUUAAGUAGUGGACUAGAGCUUGUUCACUGAAAUCUUAGGCCUGUGCUGACCACGCCCUGAUGUAGACUAACAGGUGGCUGUUUACUUGCCUCUUGUCCUUCACUUCGGGUUUUACGCAUUGCAUAUAGUCCCAUAGUGAGAUCCACUUUCGUCAUUCCUAAUAAUUUAAACAUUGACUACCUGAAACACUAUUUGAAUUACAUACCGCUGCCAUUUGACUUCUAACAAUUAGCUGUUGUAUCACAUAGAAAUGAAAUGUAAUAGAUACAUUUUAAAACCCUCAGAACAUCCUUAAAAAAUUAAAAUAUUUAAAAGAAAUUGUGGUUAUUAUGGUUGAAUUAAGUUUGAGUUCAGUCACGCUGAUGCAAAUAAAGCAUAUGACUGCAGUAUAGAAGCUGCUUGAAAUGUAGAAGACAUCGUUUUAAUACUGAGAUACUGAGUGUCUAUUUUGGAGAAAUGAUUAUAUUUUUCUAUGUGAGGCACACUGCUAUGCGAUAACUGCCUUCAGUACAUAAAUUAAAUGUAUCUGUGAGAUUUUUGUCAUUAUGUGAUACUUGGGUGAUUCUAAAUUGUUUGUCUUGAAGGCGUUCCUAACUUUCAUGGUGAAAUGUUUACUGGGAUUCAUAUGUUUAAAAUGUAAACACUGUUUCAUCACUAAAGCCCGUCUGCCUUGAUGCUGCACAGACAUUCACCUGCAGUGUCUUUAUCAUGCACCAGCUGGUAUAAGGAACUGCUCCCCAGUAGGCUUGGAUUCCUAUGCUUUUGUAUAUAUGAGUGAUAGUAAACCAUGCCGGAAAUUCCGUGGAGUUUUUAAUUUUUUGAAAUUAACUCCAUGAGACAUUUUAAAGGAGGUGCAAACAUCAACUUUGUGUUUGAAAGUCAUUCCUUCAAGUUCCUGUAAAGUGACCCUUCUCUUGUUGCUCUUCCUUGGAGCUUUUACCAAGCUGUCCAAUGCCAUGACUUCCUAAAAAUAAUUUAGCAAGCCCAACCAAGUGCAGUGGAUCCAGAGAGGUCACAGAAGUGGAUAAAGGCAGAAGACAGCAUUCCUAGGUUUGACGGAUGACUCUUUCUCAGCCCAUUUUUCAUGCUCUUGGCCUCCUUAUUGGGAGUGCAGAGAGGGGAACAGCGUACGUGGAGCCACAGGUGUUAUGCCCCGGCAGAGGCUCCUGGGCAUGAGCUCGUAGUGGAGGGCGAGGUGAGAUGUCUAGGAAAGGACUUGAGCUGUUGGGAAAGAUGCUAAAGUUACCUUUGAGCAACAGUAUGUGCAUCUUAGUAGGAUUGUGUUUAAACUGUGGGAACCAGAUGUGUUACACUGCUUCUGAUUGAAGUGAGUAAUAAUGCUUUAGUCUUGAUUUAAGUCAAAAAAUAAAAUCUAAACUAUACAUUAAAGAUCAAUUUAUUAAAAGUGUGGACACAUUCCUAAUUAUAAUAAUAGUUGAGCUUAAGAUUAUCAUUCAGGUGACUCGCUUCAUAUAUGUGCCACAUUUUAAAAAUAAAUUUAAAAAUAAAAAGUUCUUACACUUGUAUUCAGUCUGUAUGUUUUAUGCAGGAACAUAUGUAUUGUUUUAGCUUCAUUUGUGGGAAAUCAAUGGGAAUAUUUAACAUGGGAAAGGAACAGCAAUAUAAAAAAAUCUUAUGUAUACAUCAGAUAUCAGAUUAAAUAGAGAAUUUACUGACAACAGCAAAGCUGUAUAGACUGUGUUGUAUGUUUACACCACGUGGGGGAAAACCUACUAUCCACUGUUGAAAUACAACUAAACAAAUAAAAUAUGAUAAUUGUUAAAUAUGCUGUUUAACUAAUGUAUUGUUGUUACUAUGUUUAAGCAGUAAUCUAAGGGUAUUCAUGGCUCUGUUUUUAUAAAUGGCCUCUGCAGCUUGCUUGCAUUUCAGAGCUUUUUUUUUUUUUCAUCAAAAAGGUUUGUAGGUUGAAGUAAAAGUAAAGAAUUUUAUCUUUCACUAAAAUUCAAAGCCAAAUAACAGUCCCUGCAAACACAGCACAUUUUGGUAUUACAGUAUUUGGAGAAAAGAAAGUGCUUUGUGUGUUACAGCAAUACUCUGCACAUUUAUUGAAUAAGAUCUGUUAAGAAUAAAUGCAUAAAGCAAUUUGAUAUGUAUUCUUUUGAACAACUUGAGUGUGUUUAACCUUUGUUUUUCAUUUAAAUUUUUCAUAUAAAUCACCCAAGAUGAAAAUGGAUUGAACACUAGGUGUAUGUGUACUUUCUGCUUAUUCAUGCAAAUGUGUUACUUGAUGAUAUCUGGUCUGCUAAAAAAUAAAUGUAUACAAUGUGUAUUUGUUCAAAAGUCUUCUUUUCGUUCUUUGCAUUGUUAAAUCUACGAGUUAUGAGGACCGCGGUUUGCUACACAGCUUGAGCACUGUCAGGUAGUGAUCUUGUGUUUAACAUAAUCUUUGUUUUUGCUUCUUAGCCAGCUGACUUAGAUAACCACUUAAACCAAAGAAGUUUCCUUCAUGGCAGAAGAUUACUCAUCACUUGAGGGCUUAAAUGUGCUCCCCUCACCAAUCUUGUAAACAUGCUGACCUUUCCUUCACAGACUUUAGUAUUGUAUACAUUAAUAAACAUUUUAUAACA
This is a messenger RNA of Pelmatolapia mariae (spotted tilapia), 4869 nucleotides long. It is a transcript of the gene cavin2a, whose product is annotated as caveolae associated protein 2a. Gene Ontology annotation, cellular component: cytoplasm; caveola. The transcript is spliced from 2 exons. Gene Ontology annotation, molecular function: protein kinase C binding. Bases 207 to 1649 code for a protein of 480 amino acids. NCBI's taxonomy places the organism in Eukaryota, Metazoa, Chordata, Actinopteri, Cichliformes, Cichlidae. The record is from RefSeq and is a predicted model, not a curated record.